UUGGUUGAAUCAGAAGGGAGAGAACCCAUGUGGGUCUAAUGUUGAUUUGCGUGGUUAAAAUGUGUGCUAACUAGUGUAAAGAUUUACUAACUCUGAAGCACUGUUGAAACAAUCUAAAGAAUAUAAUCAUGUCGUCUUUCUUCAUAAAGAAAAAAGGACCUCUAAAGGUUUUCAAAAAGAGCGAGAAUUCAGCCGGUUCCAAACGAAAGAAUGAUGGAGACAUGGGAAACAAACUCAAGAAGAAAUUAAAUGCAAAGCACAAUGAAGAAAUCUCCAGCGACUCUGAAACUGAAGGCCCUGCAGUGCACAGAAAAAGGAGGGCCAAUGUCGAAGAAGAGUUUGAUGAGACUCCACAGGAAAAGAAACUACGAUUAGCCAAGCUCUACCUUGACCAAUUGAGGGAUGAGGAAGAAAAGAAAGCAGAGGAAGAGUCUUUUGAGACUGACCUGAUAGCUGGAAGACUUCAAGAAGAAGUGCUUGAACAGAAAGGAAAGCUUCAACGGAUGGUUGCAAAAGAUCUCCUGCCACCAGACACGUCAGAUAUUCGUCUGUUGAGAGGCCACAAGCUGCCAGUCACCUGUCUGGUCAUCUCUCCUGAUGACAAGCACAUCUUCUCUGCUGCCAAAGACUGCUCCAUCAUCAAAUGGGAUGUAGAGAAUGGUAAGAGACUGCACACAAUAGCUGGUGGGAGGAAAGGAACAGAUGAUCGCCAUGUUGGACAUACAGCCCAUGUACUGUGUAUUUCCAUAUCGUCGGACGGCAAGUACUUGGCAACGGGAGACAUGAAUAAGUUGAUCAUGAUUUGGGAGGCAGCAACAUGUAAACACCUGUACAAGUUCACAGGACAUAGAGGCCCUGUGUCGGGCCUGUCCUUCAGGAGGGGCACUCAUGACCUGUACAGUGCCUCUCACGACCGCUCCAUCAAGGUGUGGAACGUGGACGAAAACGCCUAUGUGGAAACCCUAUUUGGUCACCAGGAUGUGAUCACGGGACUGGACAGUGGGAGUCGGGAGCGCUGUGUGACUGCAGGGGGGAGGGACCGCACUGUGAGGGUGUGGAAGAUUGCCGAGGAGUCCCAGCUAGUGUUCCAUGGCCAUGAGGGCUCCAUCGACUGUAUCCAGCUCAUUAACGAAGAACACAUGAUAACAGGUGCUGAUGAUGGUUCCGUCUCCCUCUGGAGUGUGAACAAGAAGAAGCCCCUCAGCACGGUGAAGGCAGCCCACGGUCGGCAUGGCGACUCGGGGCUGGAGCAGCCCUACUGGGUGGCAGCCGUGGCGGCUCUGCAGAACUCUGACACCGUAGCCUCAGGUUCACACAACUCUAAGGUGCAGCUGUGGAAGUGUGGCCAGGGGUUCCGUCACCUGGAGCCUCUCUUCAGCAUCCCUGUGACUGGUUUUGUCAACAGUCUGAAGUUCUCUAGCUCUGGGAAGUUCCUAGUGGCAGGAGUAGGACAGGAGCACAGGCUUGGUCGGUGGUGGAGACUGAAGGAAGCAAAGAACGGACUCUACAUUAUUCCUCUGAAAAGACAACAGCCAGAGCAGGAAGGGGUCCAGAAUGGAGAAGAGAAUGGGGUUUAGUUGAUCUAUGAAUGCCUUAGCCUGUGUAUGAACAUUAUUCAGAUUUUGUCAAUUAAAUUCUUUACACAAAUG
Salvelinus namaycush (lake trout) is the source of this 1649-nucleotide messenger RNA. Its product is annotated as U3 small nucleolar RNA-interacting protein 2-like. Gene Ontology annotation, molecular function: protein binding; snoRNA binding. The record is from RefSeq and is a predicted model, not a curated record. The transcript has 14 exons. The coding region runs from base 129 to 1577 and encodes 482 amino acids. Gene Ontology annotation, cellular component: small-subunit processome. NCBI's taxonomy places the organism in Eukaryota, Metazoa, Chordata, Actinopteri, Salmoniformes, Salmonidae.